Messenger RNA from Mycena indigotica, 4140 nucleotides. Its product is annotated as SSD domain-containing protein. Gene Ontology annotation, cellular component: membrane. The record is from RefSeq and is a predicted model, not a curated record. NCBI's taxonomy places the organism in Eukaryota, Fungi, Basidiomycota, Agaricomycetes, Agaricales, Mycenaceae. The transcript has 8 exons. The coding region runs from base 1 to 4140 and encodes 1379 amino acids.
AUGGCGGAUUCUCGCCAGGGUCACUGCGCUAUGCGCUCCUCUUGUGGUCGCAACGGAUUCAAACCCCUUCCUUGUGUCUAUGACGGCCCAGCAUUUGAGCCAGAGGAUGCUGAGGCCCGAGAGCUUCUUGUUGAUGUUUGCGGCGCCGAAUUUGCGGAAGGCAAUGUUUGUUGCACGUCUGACCAGCUCCAAGCCCUGGAAGACAACUUCAAACUCGUUGAAGGAGUCAUUUCCUCCUGUCCUGCAUGUCGGAAUAAUUUCCGGUCAUUCUUUUGCUCAUUUACCUGCUCUCCAAACCAAGCAACCUUUGUCAAUGUAACCAGAACCCAACAAACGACGCCUGGAAAAAGCGCAGUUAAAUCCCUCGACUUUUUUGUCGGCCAGCAGUAUGGAGAAGGUUUCUUUGAUAGCUGCAAGAACGUUCAAUUUGAUGCUGCGAACUCGUACGCGAUGGACCUCAUUGGCGGCGGAGCCAAAAAUUAUAGCUCAUUUCUCAAGUUCAUGGGUGACGAGAAACCUCUCGUUGGCAGCCCAUUCCAAAUGAACUUCCCUAUGGGCAGUCCUCCCGAAAUUGACGCACUUAAUCCCAUUGCGCGAAAUUGUUAUGACAGCGACUUGAGCAGCAGGUGUCCUUGCAUCGACUGUCCCUCUAUUUGUCCUGCUCUCCCAGAUUUACCCCCACCUGGCUCAGAGCCAAUCUGUCAUGUCGGAGCUAUAACAUGUCUCUCAUUCAUCCUCAUUCUCGCCUACUCUCUUGCUGUCGCUAGCUUUUUUGCUGGUUAUUUCAUCCAAACAACUAUUCGGCGUCGACGAGAGCUCACAUACGAACGCAUGGCUCUCUCUGCCGACACUGCCUCCAUAACUUCUCCUCGAUCACCAACUCGCGGUCUAGUUGGUGCAGCAUCCCUUGCUCAAUAUAUUGACGACGACUCUGCUGCUACCCAGUUCGAAUCCCGCCAUUUAGGCCGCGGUGCAUCUCUCGUUGACCCCAUCGAGACAGUUCAACCACGACAAUAUCCUCUCAACAACUUUCUCCGCCGAGGAUUCUAUCGUCUCGGCUUGGCUACUGCGUCUUCACCUUGGCUGACAUUUGCCAUCGUUUUCCUUGUCAUGGGCUUGCUUAACGUUGGGUGGAAAUAUUUCGACAUAGAAAAGGAUCCCGUACGUCUUUGGGUUGCGCCAUCUUCCGAAAGUCGUCUUCAGAAAGAGUAUUUCGACGAACACUUCGGUCCCUUCUACCGAGCAGAGCAGAUUUUCAUCACCGCUGUUGAUGAAACUGGGGCCGAGAACGAAGAACCAGUGCUUUCCUAUGAUCGUCUACAUUAUUGGUUCAACAUCGAAGAGGAAAUUCGGGCUCUUCGAUCUCCAAAUGGCUAUCGUUUGACGGACGUCUGCUUUAAACCUGCCGGUCCUCGAGGAGCAUGCGUCAUUCAAUCUGUUGGUGCUUGGUUUGGCAAUGACCUGAGCGAUUAUAAUGAAACCACGUGGAAAGACAGGCUCGAAGGGUGCGCCAAACAACCGGUAGAAUGUCGACCUGAUUAUGAUCAACCCCUCGCUCCUCAAUACGUUCUUGGUGGUGUCCCCCAAGAUGGCGACACUGAAAAGUAUCUGGAAUCCAAAGCCAUGGUAGUGACAUAUGUUGUCAGCGAUUCGUUGGAUCCAAGUAUUCAAGCCAAAGCAAUGGAAUGGGAGGUGACACUUCGUCAUUAUCUCCAAGAGCUCAGUGAGCGGACCGCUGCCGAUGCACAACUUAGCAUAGCCUUUUCCACCGGAGUAUCGCUAGAGGAGGAGAUUAACAAGAGCGCCAACAUGGACGUUCGAAUUGUGGUUCUAUCAUAUCUUGCCAUGUUCUUCUAUGUCUCGGUGACCCUCGGAAGUGGUUCCGCAGGGAAAGACGACGAAGGGCUUGUGGCAUCCAUUGUCCAUUGGGCACACAACUUCCCUCGACUUUUCAAAGGCGCAGGCGGGGUAUCUUCGUCUGUGUCUAUGGACUCGCGCGCAAUCCCUCGUUUCUUUCCUCGUCUACCUCGCGCUCUUUUCAUUGACUCCAAGUUCAUGCUUGGACUCUUCGGAAUAGCGCUCGUCAUUUUGUCAGUCUCCUCAUCCGUUGGGUUUUUCUCUUUUAUGGGGGUCAAGGUCACGUUGAUCAUCGCAGAGGUGAUACCUUUCCUUGUUCUGGCUGUCGGUGUCGACAAUGUCUUCAUCUUGGUGCACGAACUUGAUCGUCAAAACUUAUUGCAUGGCCCAAAUGCAGCACCCACUACGCAUGGACCUGGUUUUGCGACACCAAUCUCCCCUACUUCCAACUCACACAGGUCCCCCUUCGAUUCCACUCAAGAUGAUGUCGAUGUUGACGCCGCCUCAAUGCCGCUCUAUCUGUCUGCAGAAGAGAGGGUUGCGAGGACAUUGGCCAAGAUGGGACCCUCAAUCUUGCUGAGUACAAUCACCGAAACUGUUGCUUUUGGACUGGGUGCCCUUGUACCUAUGCCCGCGGUUCGCAAUUUUGCCCUAUACGCCGCUGGCAGUGUUUUCCUAAACGCCGUCUUGCAAGUGACGGUUUUCGUCAGCGCAUUACUGCUGGAUCUGCGUCGGGUCGAGGCCAGUCGGGUUGAUUGUUUCCCAUUCAUAAGGCUUCCGCCUCGAAUUCAACUCCUUGAUGCCCCAGUUUAUGCAGGAGGGCUUGGUCGCAUUGCUCGGUUUAUCCGACGCUAUUACGCGCCAUUCUUACUCAAGCCGAUAGUAAAAGGAGUUACGCUACUCUUUUUCAGCGGAAUUUUUGUCGCCUCCAUUAUCUCAAUGCAACAUAUAGAGCUUGGCUUAGAUGAAAGGCUUGCCCUUCCUUCAGAAUCCUACCUUGUCUCAUACUUCAAUCACCUGGACCGCUAUCUAGACGUUGGACCUCCCGUUUAUUUUGUGUCACGUGACAUAGAUGUAACGGAAAGACUGGGGCAGCAAGCACUUUGUGGUCGAUACACAACCUGUGACGAACUUUCCAUCGCAAACACGUUAGAAGCGGAGCGGAAACGAGCCCAGUCCUCCUUCAUCGCAGAGCCAACUGCGUCGUGGAUCGACAAUUUCUUUGCGUGGCUAGACCCCAACGCGGACAAGUGUUGUCGCGUCCGCAAAACCAACGAAAGCGUGUUUUGCGGCGAACGCGACCCUGACAGUCGAUGUCGUCCUUGCUAUGAGGAUCGACAGCCGCCUUGGAAUAUCACUAUGGACGGAUUCCCUGAAAAUUCGGAAUUUAUGCGGUACCUACAACAGUGGUUAAUUUCACCGACCAGCGAGGCUUGUCCCGCUGGAGGCAAAGCAUCGUUUGGAACUGCUGUUACCAUAAAUGACGAUAAAACUCAAGUCGUUGCGUCGCACUUCCGGACUAUGCACUCUCCACUCAAGACUCAGUCUGAUUUCAUCAACGCGUUCGCUGCUGCUCAUCGCAUCGCCGAUGAUAUUUCGGAACGGACCGGUGCCUCCGUCUUCCCAUACUCCAUUUUCUAUGUCUUUUUCGACCAGUACGCUCAUAUAGUGGCCAUAACACAAGAAGUACUUGGACUUGGACUUGGAGCUGUGCUAUUAGUGACCUCCAUCUUCUUGGGCUCAUGGCGGACGGGAACGAUUGUGACUACCGUUGUUGGGCUUACAGUAGUCUCGGUCAUGGGAGUAAUGGCUUUAUGGGGCAUUAGUCUCAACGCCAUAAGUCUGGUGAACUUGGUAAUCUCCCUCGGCAUCGCCGUCGAGUUCUGUGCACAUAUAGCUCGUGCAUUCAUGAGUGCUGGGUCUGGGUUGCCUAUGGAUCACCCCGCGGGUCAACGAGAACGCGAUGAACGGAUGUGGACAGCGUUGGUAGAUGUUGGACCUUCUGUGCUUUCCGGAAUCACGUUUACGAAGUUGAUUGGGAUGUCAGUCUUAGCAUUAACUCGAUCUCGACUGCUAGAGAUCUACUAUUUCCGCAUGUGGCUGACGCUGAUUAUAUCGGGUGCUCUGCAUGGAUUGGUUCUGCUACCCGUGGUCUUAAGCUUAGCUGGUGGGCCCGGAUUCCCUCAGCAGGAGGCUGAUGAAGAGUGGAUGUCAAAUGCUAUUCGAAACGACUAUGAAUAUGCUCCCUUCCUCGCUGACGAUGAUUCAAUAGCGAGUGACUAA